Molecule: messenger RNA, 1177 nt
Organism: Diospyros lotus (date-plum)
Lineage: Eukaryota; Viridiplantae; Streptophyta; Magnoliopsida; Ericales; Ebenaceae
Exons: 6
Coding region: 51-989 (312 amino acids)
Molecular function (GO): protein binding
Source: RefSeq, a predicted model, not a curated record
UUCAAAUAAGAUCUCUCAGUCCAGUUUAUUUUGUCUCAAAGAUCAAAUCCAUGGGCUUAAGAUUCACUAAUUCUCCAUUAGAUAUGCUUAACGGAAGAGAGGCUCCGCCAGCACACUACCUUCUCAAAAUUCAAUCAUUCAACUCACUUUUGAGAUCUUGUUUGGAGAAAUAUAGUUCAGAUAAGUUUGAAGUAGGAGACUACAAAUGGAGAUUAACGAUAUACCCAGGUGGGAACAAACAGAGAGGCGGGCAGGGCCAUAUUUCGAUAUUCUUAACGUUGGUGGACACGAGUUCGCUCCCUGUCGGAUGGGAGCUCCAUGCCGUCUUCAACUUUUUCGUGUACGAUCAGCUUCGCGACAAGUACCUCUCACUAGCAGACAACCAACUAAGGCGUUUCCACGCAAUGAAGACAGAAUGGGGCGAGGCCAAAUUCGUGGAGCUUCAAGUCUUUAAUGACUCUUCCAAUGGGUACUUGAUCAACAACGCCUGCGUGUUCGGUGCCGAAGUCUUCGUUCUGAAGCAGACUCGAAAAGCUGAGUGCUUGUUGACUUUUGAAAAACCAAACGUCGGCAGCUAUACCUGGACUAUCAAUCGCUUUUUUGCUCAAACCUGCUUUGAUCAUCACGAAUCGCAGUGGUUCGUCGCUGUAGGCCACAGAUGGAGGAUUCUGAUAUACCCUCAAGGGUACGGCGACGGGAAGGGCAACAGUGUUUCGGUGUUCCUGUCUUUGGACGAGUCCUCGCUUCCAGCGAACACUCGACUCGUUGUGAGUUGUAUCAUCCGCAUGUUUGAUCAAAAUGAACUCAAAGCAGACCCGUUUGAAUUUACAGGUGACAACCAUUUUGGAGAGUCGUGCUUGCUGUGGGGUGCUCCAAAGUUCAUGCCAUUGUCUAAUCUCAGAAACCCAAAGCAGACCUACUUGGUGGGAGACACUUGCGUAAUGGAAGCUGCUAUUACUUUGUUUGGAACAAUCUCCACAGUUUCUUAAAAAUGGGGAUGACUUUAAUAUCUGUAUCGAUCUAAUGCGAUUAAAAAAAGUUGAUGGGUAAUAAAAUAAAUUUCAAGAUAUUAAUUUAUACUUUUUCUUGUUUUUAACCGAAAGUACAUUGUGCACUCUUGAUGGAAUUUAGAACAAAUAUAAAAUUACUUCAGAAGUAUGAAUCCAGUCGAAUAAAG